Molecule: messenger RNA, 306 nt
Organism: Zychaea mexicana
Lineage: Eukaryota; Fungi; Mucoromycota; Mucoromycetes; Mucorales; Lichtheimiaceae
Exons: 2
Source: RefSeq, a predicted model, not a curated record
GAAAUCGCAUUCUCAGAAGUUCGUUUAGCAGACGAUGGGGAAACCGGAACAAAAGAACUCUGCGAAAGUGGACUUAAAGCUCCAAAGAUGUUAAAGGACUUUUUUGUUUCUUUAACAAACGCAUUUCCUUCGUGUAUUCACAAAGCCAAAAUAGCUGCGUUUAUUAUAUCUGGAUUUCAUAUUAGUGUUAUUAUCCUGGAUAGUCCAAAAGGAUCUGCAUGUCGAUUGACAUACUCGGAAAGAGUAGAAUUUCCCACUGAUCCUGAUGUAUGUGUAAAGCAAUUGGUACCCAUCAUGGAGUUGGUU